Molecule: messenger RNA, 1176 nt
Organism: Didymodactylos carnosus
Lineage: Eukaryota; Metazoa; Rotifera; Eurotatoria; Philodinida; Philodinidae
Source: the annotation of a GenBank genome assembly
AUGUCCGUUGAUAAGUCGUCGAACAAGCAGACGCAUGUUGGUCGUAAAGCGCAUGCGAACAUCGAGAGUUUUGAAAUCGAAGAACAAGAAGGUGGUAACAACGUUAUCACACUUGAUGGUCAGGUCAAUUACCACAAGCCUGAAAAUGAGCAGACAACUGAUCGAUCACAAGCAACGAGCAAAAACGUCGAGAUCAAGAGUGAUUCACCGCGAAAGUUUGACAGGCUGCAUCUAAACUUGGAUGUAGAAGAAACAGUUGAUCAGAGGCAAGUGAUAGUAGCAGCGGAGGAAGAUGAUAAUACAAUUAGCGACUCCAUCAAUCGAAAUCGUCGACUCGUAGAAGAUGUUACUGGAGAACAAAAUCUGACAACUACGAACAUCAUCAACGAUGUCAAAAUGAACCCUGGUCCUAUUGUAGGAUACGCCGAAGAGCGGUUGUUGCCUCUUUCGAAAGCAUGUGCUCCGCUGACCACCAUCAUCCCCGAUUUAUCGGUCUACGUUCAAAUAGCACUCGACGAAACCCCAGAGGAGCCACCUGACGGACUGACGAUCGACGAGAGUGCUGCAAUUCGGCUCUACACGAUCGAAUGGGAAAGACCGCACGGAAGUCUCUAUUCGAAACUCAAUUACACCCUCAAGACGGCGGAUCGCGAGGACCUUCAACCCUAUUUCAAGUAUCUGAAACUGUUCUUGACUGCCCUGGCCAAACUAUCAUGCGUCCCACAGCUGACCAUCUGGCGAGGGGUAACCAAAGAUUUGAGCGCAGAUUUUCCACCUGGCACCCUGGUGACAUGGUGGGCAUUUUCAUCAUGCACGACUGCACUGACCGUGCUCGAGAAUAACAUGUAUUUAGGCAAUACGGGUGCGCGGACGCUCUUCUCCGUCGAAGCCAUUAACGGUCGAACAGUGCAAGCUCAUUCGCAUUUUGUUACCGAAGAUGAAAUUCUUCUUCUGCCCGGCACUCACAUGGUGGUUCAAUCACAAUUCACCCCAGCGCCCGAUCUCCACAUCAUCCAUUUGAAACAGAUAAUACCGGAACAAAUGCUACUAGAACCUCCAUUCGAAGGUGCAUAUCUUUAUCCAAAAAACAAGAAGAGAGCAAGUGAUGAAUUUGAAGCGUCCUUAUCUGUUAAAACAUCAGCGGGACAUAUGAGCUCUACUAUUAUCCGCCUAUGA